GCAAAGAACCAAAAAGAAAAUGUGCCCAGGAAUGGCCCUGGAAACGUGAUACAGACCACAUGCUCCUCCGCCUCCUCCAGCCAGCUGCCACGUUCAAAAUAGAAAGUGCUGUAAGAUGAAACAAACCGCCGCCCCAAAGCCACCAAAGUAGCAGAAUGAGCGAAUCGGAACCCAAUAGCCUGGAGUUCAUAGAGGACCCAUACCUACCGGGCAUCGAUGAUCUCACUAGCACGCCGUCGCUGGAUCUGGAGGCCAUCGAUCCUGCCCUCGAUUGGUACGGAGAUGGUAUCCAGGAGAGCGAGGCGGAGCUGUAUCUGCGUAAUCUGACUCUCGAUCAGAUCUUCUACGAUGUGGACUCGGACUAUGCCAACACCCUGGAGCUGCAGGCGGUGGAGGCCGAGUUCAUUGGAGCCAAAUUGGCCAACCAGGCACCCUCCUCUUCCCUGGCGAAGCGCUUCCGCUUGAAGUUCUUAACCAAGAGAACGAUGCGCGACGUUAAGGUCACGUUCAUAGACUUCUCCAAGCCGUAUCUGGCCAAGAUAUCGAACAGCGACAACUACAAGAGAUUUCUCAACAUCGGUCAUAGCGGUAGAGAUAAUACAGCCAACCUGUCGGAGCCAGCAUCUCCAGCAGCUUCUGUGGCAUCUGCAGAAAUUGCCGCCGAGUUUGCUGCCCUCACCGUCGAGGAGAAGGAGCAGCGUCGCGCCGAGUGGAGUCAGGAACUGGCCCGCGUGGAGGAGGAGAUCAAUACGCUGCGCACUGUACUCGCAUCCAAGACGCGACACGCCUCCGACCUUAAGCGCAAGCUGGGCAUCACCGUCUGGAAGGAGGUCACGGACGACGUCAACCAGGGCCUGAGGAACAUCAAAGAGAGCACUGUUUUCCAAUCGGUGGAGCAGAGCGUGGGCAAUUUUUCUAAGGCCGUGCACGAAGCACCCCUAUACCAACGAACCGAGUCGGUGCUGAAGUCCACGGGCGAGAAGACCGCCUCGGUCUUUGGCAGCAUCACCAGCGGCAUUUCCUCGAAACUGUCGCAAAUGAAAAACUCCGAGUCGAUGCGUUCUAUUGAGGCUUCUGUGGGCUCGGCCUACGAGAACGUUAAAGUAAGCUAUGAACACAACAAUUUUAUGUGCCAAUCUCAUGCGACCAAGGUGACGUCCCGAUCGGGUUCGGUAUCCAGUUUCCCAGACGCCCUCGACGAGAACAACACAUCCUCGGGCCUGAACUCACCCACAGACUCACUCACCAAGUAGAUAUAUCGAGUAGAUCGGAGGCAGCGCUCGGCGAAUCAAAAUCAUAAUAAUAAUGAGGAUACAAUUUAUGCUACACACAAGAACACACAACAACACCCAAAUCCACACAAAACACUCUAAUAACUUAUUUAACUAAUGCGAACUGUCGUGUCUGCGCACUAACACCAGGAUCAGAAUUUAAUUAUUAGCUAAAGAUCAUAUGUGCGUGUGUAACUGUACGAUAUAUAUAUAUACACCUAUGUAACUGAAA
Drosophila bipectinata is the source of this 1503-nucleotide messenger RNA. RefSeq names its product tumor protein D52. The record is from RefSeq and is a predicted model, not a curated record. Gene Ontology annotation, cellular component: cytoplasm. NCBI's taxonomy places the organism in Eukaryota, Metazoa, Arthropoda, Insecta, Diptera, Drosophilidae.